Amyelois transitella is the source of this 495-nucleotide messenger RNA. RefSeq lists its product as uncharacterized. The transcript is spliced from 2 exons. Lineage: Eukaryota; Metazoa; Arthropoda; Insecta; Lepidoptera; Pyralidae. Gene Ontology annotation, molecular function: odorant binding. The record is from RefSeq and is a predicted model, not a curated record. The coding region runs from base 1 to 495 and encodes 164 amino acids.
AUGCAUAGGAAGAAAAUAAUGUAUGGACUCCUUUCAGAAUACCUCACCAUUAUUAUUUUAAUUACCUCAGCCGAGGCUUUAAAAAGUAGGUAUUUAUCACCCAACCUGGAUUCCGAACCCACUAUAUCAAUCUUAUACGCCAGAGACAAAAGAAGUGACCAAAUAACAAAUGAAUGUCUCACGGAAAUGUACCCAAGAAAUUUGUACAAAUAUCCUUUAAAUAUCGACAGGAAUGAUAUCCCCUGUAUCAUACAUUGCGUGUUAAAGAAGUUCGGAAUUAUGACUAAUGAUGGAUACAUUAAUAUAAGAAACUAUUACAGAAGAGUGCAAGCCAUACAUAGAUACGAUCCAAGAAUUUUAAUAUCAGACGUGGGUGAUACGUGCGCUCAGAACAUUAACGCUAUGAACUUGGACCAUGAUGUGUGCAAAAAGGCAAAAAUUUUCAACGAUUGUACACAGUUGUACGCGAUAUCUUUCAGAGAACCAGAGUGGUAG